This is a messenger RNA of Melanaphis sacchari, 1708 nucleotides long. RefSeq names its product aromatic-L-amino-acid decarboxylase. Bases 137 to 1567 code for a protein of 476 amino acids. Lineage: Eukaryota; Metazoa; Arthropoda; Insecta; Hemiptera; Aphididae. The record is from RefSeq and is a predicted model, not a curated record. Gene Ontology annotation, molecular function: aromatic-L-amino-acid decarboxylase activity; pyridoxal phosphate binding. Gene Ontology annotation, biological process: amino acid metabolic process; serotonin biosynthetic process; catecholamine metabolic process. The transcript is spliced from 10 exons.
GUCACGCACUUGUAGCUUUAAGCCCGCCGCCGAUCCCGACGCUCACUUCUGUCCAAGUCGCUUACCCGCAAUCACGGUCCGCCGCAGCAGUCUUUCGCCCGGAGUGCCCACGAGUGAAUAAUUCAAAAAAUAUAAAAUGGAAUUCAAAGAGUUCAAAGAAUUUUCGACAGACAUGAUCGAUUACGUGGGAAAUUAUUUAGAAAACAUUCGAGAUCGGAAAGUAUUGUCAUCGGUAAAACCUGGUUACUUAAGACCACUUUUACCAACCGAGGCGCCUAAUGAUCCUGAAAACUGGAAAGAUGUGAUGUCUGACGUCGAAAAACUAAUCAUGCCAGGGGUUACUCAUUGGCAUUCUCCAAGAUUUCACGCUUAUUUCCCUACUGCAAACAGCUACCCGGCCAUCGUUGCUGACAUACUGAGCGAUUCAAUUGCUUGCAUAGGAUUUUCAUGGAUAUCAAGCCCAGCGUGUACUGAAUUGGAAGUGGUCAUGAUGGAUUGGUUGGCUAAAAUGAUAGGCUUACCGGAAAUCUUCUUAGCCUCUGCUGGCCUGGGAGGAGGUGGAGUAAUUCAGGGCACGGCCAGCGAAGCCACUUUGGUGGCGUUGCUGGGCGCCAAGGCGCGGAUAUUGCAGAUCUUGAAACAGGCGGAUCCAACGCUCGUGGACGUGGACAUCGUGCCCAAGCUGGUCGCGUACUCGUCCGCGCUGUCCCAUUCGUCCGUGGAGCGCGCUGGCCUGCUGGGCGGCGUGCUGCUCCGCGCCCUGGAAACGGACGGAGAGCACAAGCUUCGCGGCGACACGUUGCGUGACGCCAUCGCCAAGGACCGUGCGGACGGCCUGAUCCCGUUCUUCGUGGUGGCAACCCUGGGCACCACCAGCUGCUGUUCGUUUGACCGCCUGGACGAGAUCGCCGAGGUGGGCAACGCCGAGAACAUUUGGGUGCACGUGGACGCCGCGUACGCUGGAUCUGCAUUUGUUUGCCCGGAAUAUCGUCAUUAUAUGAAAGGAAUAGAAUUAGUCGAAUCAUUCAAUUUCAAUCCUCAUAAGUGGCUUCAAGUUACUUUUGAUUGUUCAGCAAUGUGGCUAAGAAACCCAAAUUACGUGAUAAAUGCUUUCAACGUAGAUCCACUUUACUUGAAACACGAACUUGAGGGACAAAUGCCGGAUUACAGACAUUGGCAAAUACCGUUGGGCCGUCGUUUUCGUUCACUAAAAAUGUGGUUCGUGUUCCGUCUAAUUGGUGUUGCAAACCUUCAAAAGUCCAUCAGAAAAGAUAUAAAUCUUGCGCUUGAAUUCGCCAAACGGUUGGAAAACGAUCCAAACUAUGAACUUUUCAAUGAAGUUACUAUGGGAUUGGUGUGCUUCAGAAUUAAGGGAUCCAACGAACUCAACGAAGCGUUGUUGAAAGAGAUAAAUGAACGAGGCAAAGUAUAUAUGGUCCCAUCAAAAGUCAAAGGAUCCUUUUUUUUGCGUAUGGCUAUUUGCUCGAGAUAUACACAGAUGGACGAUAUCGAAGUGACAUGGAACGAAGUGAACGAAGCCGGUAAAACCGUUUUAAGUAAACAAUAGAAUCCGUCUUAGUAAUAUUAAGAUUAAAUGUAACAACUAAAAUGAAUUCUGUAUUAAAUAUUGAACACGAAUGAUUCUUAAAACUAGUAUUGAAAAAUAUAAAAUAAAAAUAUCACUAACACUAAUAAAACAAAAUUUAAU